UUUCUCUCUCUCACUGGAAGUGGGAUAAAACCAAAAGUCCAACUUGUCGCCACUGGUCCGUGAAGGAGCAGCAGAUCCUCUCCGUUCAGGGACAAAAUGACGAGUCGUCUGGAGAAAAUGGUGGCUGAGAAGAAGGAGACCAUCGAGGCGCUGAUGGACAUGUUUGAGAAGGGCGCCGAGGUGCUGGCGAGCGCCGUGGGGGAACUGUUCCCGCUCUGCGAGGCGGCCGCUCCGGUCCUCAAGCUGGUCCUGAACAACGUCCACAGUAAGGAGGUGUUUUACGUCAAAGAGCAGUUCCUGACGGUGAGGAGCAAGCUGGACGUGCUGUCCAACCAGCUGGAGGACAUCGAGUCCGAGCUCAGGAGGGGACACCUGGACCGAGACUACUUCUCCGUGGAGGAAAACAUCCGGAACCAGUUCAGGAAGUACAUGGACAUCUUGGAGGCGAAGCCGCAGUUCAGGGAGGUGAAGAAGAAGCUGUUCCUGGAUCACUUCACUAAAACCGGUGGAGAGAAGAACCUCAGUGUGCUGCACGAUGCUCUGAUGGGAACCAGCAGCUUCAAAGAUCCCAUGUUAGACACAGUGGAGAGGUAUGUUGGGAGGAACCGGCGCCUCCUGGAGGACUUCUGCGUCCGGAUGAAGGAGCUCUUCUGCCUGGGUUUGAUUUCUCUGCUGGGCUACUGCACCCUCACCCAGAGCCCAGAGGAAGAGCAGGACAAGAUCCGAGAGUGGAGCACCAAAAUUGAAGAGGUAGAGUCCAAGAUGAAGGCAGCCAUCGAGUCCUGCAUAGCUGCGUUUCCAGAGCAAGCGAAACUAGACGUGCAGCGCCUCCUGCAAGAGACAGAGGAGGAAAGUCUUCAGGAUGCACCUCAGAGUCUUCUGGAGUUCCUUGUGAAAAAGUACGACUGGGUCUCCUGGUCUGUGCGGCUGAUCAAAAACUCAGGCAAAGCCUUUGAGAGCCUGCGAGCCGGGAAGCACUUCCACCACGUGGCGGGACAGAACUGGUUUGAGGUUCUUCAGGUGAACGACGUCAGCCUGGUGGUAUCGUUCAGCACCGCGCCUCAGCCGGUUCCCAGCGACUGCCUUCGGCAGCUGAUGGAGGGUCCGGCCAGGAAGGGCAACGCUCUGGAGGCGGUGGAGGCGCUGGAGAAGCAGCUGAGCGGGUUCAUCGUUCACGCCAUCAGUCGGCACAAAGAGUCUGCAGCCGCGUGGAGCUUCCCGGAAGAAUGCCACUACUGGGAACGCCACAAGAACGUGGCCGUGUGUGUGCACUCGGAAUAACGCUCAAGAGCAGGGUUUCAAGAUUUAUCAUCCAUUUAAAGGGGCAGUGUUACGUAUAUUGUCUCUCUCUCUUUAAAAAAACUCUUGCUCUUCCAAACACUCCACCUUCUGUAUGUCAUCAAAACUCCUUUCCUUUGAAGCAAUUAUCAACGUUUUUACCCACUUUGCACUGAGAAGCAGCUCGUGUGAUCACUUCAACAGAUACGUAGUUCCACCAGUGUUUGCUAACUGCUGCUGCCACUAGUCUGGAGGAACUGAAUGGGGAGGGGUGCUCUGUAACAAAGUCGAUUUUACAUAACACUGCCCCUUUAACUGCAGAAACCUUCAUCCUGCUGCAAUGAGGAAUCAAAUAUCAUUAUGUAUCCCUGUAUCAGCUGAAUAUACCUGCCAUCCCAUGUGUCCUGUAGCUACUUUAACACCUUUAAGACCCAAAGUACUGUGUGGAUCCUCCUUCAUGUGACAUGCAGUUCAUUUAUUUAACUGCAUUCAGAAAUAAUUUCUAUCACUGACAUGUUUAACACAAUGAACAUAAUGUUGAUCCCAGACAAGUGAAGUGUUUAUCUAGUGCGUAUGAAACUCCAGUCUGGAUCACUUUAAGCAGAAUUUCACUCCAUCUUCUUAACUUUGACCUCAGCCGCUUGCUGUAACGCUGCCGCCUUCAUUCAGCCCCACAGAAAAGGCUUUGCUGACUCGGCGUCUUCGUCCCAGAGCUCCAUGUUUGUCCCCAGCAGGCUGACCUACAUAAUAACUCUGACAGGGAACAGAGGCAACGUCUUCAGGCGGGAGACGUCACAAUGUGCCUUAAGCUCCAGAAUAAAGAAACACCCAGCCGGAUCUUUAAAGCUGCAGUAUGUAACUUUUAUAAAAAUAUGUUUUUAAACAUUUGUUCAAAUUGUCACCAUGUUGUCACAGUUUGUUAUGAGAUAGAUAAUCUGUGAAAAAAAUCCAUCUCCUCCACUUCCUACAUGAGCUACGAUUACUGACAGAAGAAAUGCAUCAAAACAACCAAUCAGAGGCAGGAGGAGGGGCUUGGCGCUGUCAAUCACCCUCACGUACUUGCUGGUCAGCAUGCUAAUGACAGAGAAACAACUUAAACAACGGAGAAACAAUGGCUGAUAAACAGGAAAACCGUUUAUCAGCCAUUGUCUGUCGUCAUGCCAACACAUGACAAGCUGCGCUAACUGUAGCGUAGCAAAGUCCAAAGGGGAGAGGAAGUAGGCUGAGCAGCGCCACAUGGAGAGGUGACUGACAGCACUAAGACCCGCCCCUGGCUCUGAUUGGUUGUUUCUCAUUAGCAGUGGGAGAAGGCAGCUUGAUUUUUGUUUGUUGGAAGACUCUCCAUCACGGCAUGUUUUACUAAAUCUGAAUGCUUUUUGCAUUAAUUUUAACUUUCUGGAUGAAUACUGGACCUGCUGUCUUCUUAUGCUGCCAUUUCUCUUCUGAAUUUUGUUUGAAUAUGAAUGGCAGUGAAAUACUUUCCUCUAUCUGCUGUUCGCGAUUAACAUGAGGAGCAGGAAUGUUUCGCUUCUUUAUUAACAAUAAAAACUUGAGCAUGAUCAGCA
Messenger RNA from Poeciliopsis prolifica (blackstripe livebearer), 2843 nucleotides. RefSeq names its product protein rapunzel-like. NCBI's taxonomy places the organism in Eukaryota, Metazoa, Chordata, Actinopteri, Cyprinodontiformes, Poeciliidae. Bases 97 to 1281 code for a protein of 394 amino acids. The transcript is spliced from 3 exons. The record is from RefSeq and is a predicted model, not a curated record.